UGUGACGCGGAACGUCGGCGUAAUAAUAGACGAUCUUUGUGCGUGAUCUAUCACUUGGACGUUUCCAGUAGUUACUGCAAUCUACGCGCUGCAAUGAAAACAUCAUGCUAGCGGGUCUCUCUGCGGGUGACUGGCUAGGUGGCUGCUGUGGUGUGAGCCUGGUCCGCUGCUCCUGACAUCUGCAUCAGCUCUGAACAUCUGGACGUCGCCUCUUCUUCACUUUCCACCUCUUGAGUGCGACUGUUGACGUGGGAACCACUGAACCUCAGGAAAGAGAGGCUCGUGCGUCCACUUGUGUGAGCUUCAGGUGAAGGUGCCGCCGCCUGCAUCCCCGCAGCAGCAGCAGCAUCUUGUGUGCACUGUCACUGAGUCUGUGGCAGCAGGUAUGAGUGCGUCCACUCAGGACUGGCCAAGAACUUGUAAUCAAUCCACUGCAGCAAACAGAACAUGCUCAACGCCGUUCAGCUGGAGCUGACGUCUCAGAGGACGGAAUCUAUCCAAGAACCACUGUAGGAAACAAACGGCAGGAGAUCGUUCCAGGAAGAGGAUCCUCCUGGACAUCAGGUUGACUCAGGUUUUUCCACUGUUAAUUCCUACCCUGCCUCUGUGUGUUGGCCUUUAGUAAUUCUGUGUUGGCGCCAUGCCCACUAAUCAGUCGUCCCCGUGGGGUGGGGGGGCGCUCCAGGCUUGUUCUGAUGCUGAACGUCCUGCCGCUUCUGUCAGUGCAUAUGCCAAAACAGUUAAGGCUAAUAAAGUGCCUUUUAGUCAGACUCCCCUAGAGCUGUCCAAGCGACAGGACCCGGCCAAAUCCUUCCCCACUAAUGUUGCCUCCGCUGCCUUUCCCUUGAGGCAAACAGUGGCUCUGUCUGGGCUUUCUGUAUGGGAGAACGGGGAUGGAAGUAAAAUCAACACCCAGAGCCAAUUCACUGCAGUGCCAGACGGGUCUCCAACCCUGCCACAAGCGUUUAAAGGGUUUCAAAUCCCAAACAGGGUGCUGGUAGCUGGACUGAUGCAGGCUGGGAACAGCCUCACAGAGACCAAACUCGUCUCAUCCAUGUCCAUGAGAGAAUGUCAGGAUGGGUUUAAUAUCCAGCUGCAGAGAUGUGCGUCGCUCCAAACAUCCCAACCUAGAAAUGGUUCAGGGACGAGAAGAGGUCAGGCUGCAGGAGGUGAUGCGUUGCUCGGAUUGGAGCCUUAUGUGUCAAAUUGUGAUCAGGACGUUCUCAGCGAAGGGAAACCUGCUCAGCUGCAAAAUAAUGCUGUGGUGGAGACUGCACUCCCUUUGCAACCAGUGCCUCCUACAUGCCUUACUCUUCACAGACACCAGGGGGCAGCGUUAGGAAAGGAUGCCUCCAGCCUUCAUAGCUCAGCAUUAGACAGAAGAAGCGCUAAAAGAGGUUCUGCCAGUACAAGGAGGUGCCAUUCGGCGAAACCAUCUUCACACUUUAGUCCAACAUACAACGACUGCACAGCAAUAACGUCUGGUUGCAAUCAGCUGAUCGUGACCGGCAGUUCUCCAGCAAAAUUAACAACUGCCAACGGAAAGCUUCAAAAGUCACUGAAUGAAAACAAGAGGACGUCAAGUCAGCGUCGUCCACGAACCACUGUGUCCAUGUGCAGAAGAGUCAGCGCCUCAGUUGCUAGACCCUCAUCUGAUCCCAGGCCAGCUGUCGCAACCACUGAGGAGCGGCAGCCCUCCCUGCACCAUGUUACCCCAGGAAGCCUGGUGGGCUGCGUGGCCAAUCAGAUCUCUGCCAUCCACCUCACCAAGCAGGGACAGGCUUCCUUGGCGUCGGCCUCAGAUGAGAGUCAGCUGUCAGGCCCACAGUCUCUUGUGCAGGUGGAUGGAGCCGAGGAGGAGCUGCCUGAUGAGCUGGAAAAUGCAAAUAGUGACGAUGACGAGUCUGACUGUUCCUCCAUCGAUGGCACUUCCUCUAAAGCUUCUCUCCAUUCUAGUAUUGAAGAGCCCAUGUCAGUGGGGACAGAAGAUGAUCGAGAAGAGCGACCGGCACUGGUUCCCAGUUUGUUCCCUUUCAUCCCACCUACGCUCUACUUCAGCACUGCCAAUGAAAAAGUUGAACUGCUGCCUGCAGAACAACGGCGCCUGUUAAAAUGGAAGAUGAGCACAGUCACUCCAAACGUUGUCAAACACACCAUCGGCAGGUCCCACUUCAAAGUCACUAAGAAGAGCCAUGACUGGCUGGGCUGCUGGGGACACCACAUGAAAUCUCUGUGCUUCAAGGCCAUCGGAGAGCAUCAGAAGCUGAACCAUUUCCCAGGAACGUUUCAGAUUGGCAGGAAAGACCGGCUGUGGAGGAACCUGUCCAAGAUGCAGGUCCGCUUCGGAAAGAGGGAGUUUAACUUUUUCCCUCGAACCUUCAUCCUUCCCCAGGACAUCAAGCUGCUUCGUAAAGCGUGGGAGGACGGAGGCUCCAGGCAGAAAUGGAUCAUCAAACCUCCUGCGUCAGCCAGAGGAAUAGGCAUCCAAGUCAUCCACAAAUGGAGCCAGAUGCCCCGUAAGAGACCUCUGCUGGUCCAGAAAUACCUUCACAAGCCCUACCUCAUCAGUGGAAACAAGUUCGACCUGCGGAUCUACGUCUACGUGACGUCCUACGACCCGCUCAGGGUUUACAUCUUCACGGACGGACUGGUCCGAUUCGCCAGCUGCAAGUAUUCGUCUUCUAUGAAGACUCUGAGUAACAAGUUCAUCCACUUAACCAACUACAGCGUCAACAAGAAGAACUCCGAGUACCAGACUAACAGCGACGACAAGGCCUGCCAGGGCCACAAAUGGGCGUUGAAGGCCUUGUGGCAGUAUCUUGGGUCUAGAGGAAUUAACACUAAUCUGAUUUGGGAGAAGAUAAAAGACAUCGUCAUCAAAACCAUUAUUGCGUCAGAGCCGUACGUCAACAGUCUGUUGAAGAUGCACGUUCGCAGUCCUUACAGCUGCCACGAGCUGUUCGGCUUCGACAUCAUGCUGGACGAGAACCUCAAACCCUGGAUCCUGGAGGUCAACAUAUCGCCCAGCCUUCACUCCAACACAGCGCUGGAUGUUUCCAUCAAGGGUCAGAUGAUCAGAGAUGUCCUGAACCUGGCUGGCUUUCAUAUUCCUCAAAAGGAUGACGUGGUCGCUCCUUGCAGCAGCACCUCCAGCUCCACCAGCAGUCUGUCUGGAGGGAAGAGGGAGAGGUCCAAACCAGAUCUGUCUCCAGAUGAGAAAGUCAAACGGGCCUUUUACCUCACACAGCGCUACGCCGAGCAGGACUUCCUCUGCACCGUUCUGGAUGUUCUGACUCCAGACGACGUUCGCGUGUUAGCAGAGAGUGAAGACGAGCUGAGUCGCAGAGGAGAAUUUGAGCGAAUCUUUCCAUCUGCAACAUCCUCUCGCUACCAGCGCUUCUUCGAGUGUCCGCGAUACCUCAACAUCCUGCUGGAUCAGUGGGAGCAGAAAUACUGGAGCAGCAGGACGAAGGGUCUCAGUCUGCUGAGGAGUCUUUGUCAGGAAGGAAUCCAUCUAGGAACCAGCGACCCCGCCCACAUUUGGUCCAAGUGUAGCCAUGUUCACAAGUCCGAGCCUCCCAGACAAGACCUCAGCAGCCCGUCUAGAUCCGGGGUGGUGGUCAGCCAUCAGCACCGGCCCCUUCACGACGACGACGACGACGCCCACGGUUCUGACAGGGAGCUGGCUUCAGUCUCCAGUCUGCCUGUUUCUCCCAGUCCUGGAUCCAGUGCCACCAGCAGUGCCUGUUCCAGUCCUCAGCCCAGCCUCAGCCAGAGCUCGCCGGCCCACCAGCCUCACCACAAUGAUCCGGUUUGACGUGAAGCUCAGGGUCUUAUUUAGCUCCUUUUUUAGCACAACUCUGAUAAUCCUUCUUAACAAACAAAGUGUUUCUUAAACCACUUGUUGGACAAUAGAUGAUUUUAGUGCUGAGUAUAAAACAGUAUAGUUAAAGAACCAAACCGUCUGCUUUACCUUUUUGGAAUUGUUUAUCCAAUAAGUAUAUUUUCUUAGUUUUAGAUUCAUUACAUAAUAUGUGGCCUCGUCUGCGCUGACACAGAUGGAAAAUGUGGAUAAUGUUCCUGCUACUUCAAUACCUGGCAGAGUCAAUUCUGUGCUACGAUUGUAUGGACGCACAAAUAUGCAAAUGAGUGCCCUGCCUCCGAGGCGGUGGCAGGUUGUCAGUGCAGUGUUUUCAGUUUGUUUUUGUUGUGAGCAGAGUUUAACCUCACUGUGGAGACAGACCGUAACUAAAACAAGCUGACAUUACAUCCAUUACUAUGACUCAGCUGCACUAAAACCUGUUUACUCUACAACCCAGCAAAAGGCUUGAAAUCCACACCACCUCCGAGGGCUCGUUCCCAAACGCUGCUGGGCUGGCCUCAUGCCACACCAGCGCAGUCACAGGCUGACAGCAAGGCGUCCGCCAAAAGCUCUGAAGUGUCAAUUCUCCUUUUUAUUUUCUGUGGGUGAGGGUGAUUUGACUUUGAAGUGACGUGAAUGUUAGAAGGCGAAAAGUGAAUUCUACCAAUGCUGUACUUCAAGUUUCGAGUAGUUGAACCUCGUGAUAUUAGAGAAAUCUGAUGCAACGUUUUCAAAAGGGAUUUUCUUUUGUCGUAAUUACUCGUAGUCAUGCUGUAGAUGAGAUAAUUGAAAGUUGCCAAAUUGAAAAGUUCAGUGGCAGAAGUUGGAUCUGAGCCUUUUCAGUGUUCAUUAAUAAACUUGACACAAUGACGUACCGAUACACUGUGCACACAGGAGCAACCGGACUCCGUGUUUGUUCUUCGAGGGAACCAGAGUUUUUAUUAUUUCCUCAGGCAAAUGAAAAUAUAUGUAUCUACAUCUAUUGUGAAGACACUUUUAAAGAAUGUAACCUUAGACUACUCGAGGCUGGCGCUGGCACAAACAUCGUUAGUUACAAACCGACAGGCAACAGAAAGUCGGUUUCUGCUUCAUGACCUCAGUCUUACUGGAUGAGUGUUCAAACUCAAGCCUCUUAUGUCUGCUACAGUGGAAGCUCCUGUAAGAAACGGCCUUAUUUACAGGCGUUCACUAACUGGUGCCGACCUGCUGAGCAGAGUCCGUAUGCAGCCGACUUUUCUAUUUUCACCACAACUUUUAUUAGUAAAAAAAAUCUAAUCGAGUAACACGCAAAUGUUUGAUGUUGAAUUUAAAGCACAAAGGUGGUGUCAGAGGGGUUUGGGUCAUGGGUCACUGUGCGCUGUGGUUGACCAGAAGCCUGGUUGAAGUUAGGCUAUUAAUCGUUAAAGCUUUGACUGUUUUAAAGUAAAACACCAUUAACAAAAAGUUCAGAACAACAAAUGUCUGAAUGUUCAAUCCAAAAAUAUUGUUCCUCCGACACGUUCACUAGAUUCUACUCAUGUUCUCUGCUAUUAUUUAUUGUUAUUUAGUUUAUGUACCAUAGUUUCAAAUAACUGCAUUGAAGUGUUUUUUACUAACUGACAUUUGUAAAGGUUGUGUGAAGGGCUGUACUGCUGCUCAGGAUGACACCUUCUAAAAUAAAGUUAUUUGUGGAACACG
This is a messenger RNA of Betta splendens (Siamese fighting fish), 5539 nucleotides long. It is a transcript of the gene ttll4, whose product is annotated as tubulin tyrosine ligase-like family, member 4. Gene Ontology annotation, molecular function: tubulin-glutamic acid ligase activity; tubulin binding. The transcript is spliced from 20 exons. Gene Ontology annotation, biological process: microtubule cytoskeleton organization; protein polyglutamylation. Gene Ontology annotation, cellular component: cilium. The record is from RefSeq and is a predicted model, not a curated record. Bases 641 to 3817 code for a protein of 1058 amino acids. NCBI's taxonomy places the organism in Eukaryota, Metazoa, Chordata, Actinopteri, Anabantiformes, Osphronemidae.